This is a messenger RNA of Astyanax mexicanus (Mexican tetra), 2716 nucleotides long. It is a transcript of the gene krit1, whose product is annotated as KRIT1 ankyrin repeat containing. Bases 207 to 2432 code for a protein of 741 amino acids. NCBI's taxonomy places the organism in Eukaryota, Metazoa, Chordata, Actinopteri, Characiformes, Acestrorhamphidae. The transcript has 17 exons. Gene Ontology annotation, biological process: negative regulation of angiogenesis; cell redox homeostasis; regulation of establishment of cell polarity. Gene Ontology annotation, molecular function: protein binding. Gene Ontology annotation, cellular component: cytoskeleton; plasma membrane. The record is from RefSeq and is a predicted model, not a curated record.
UGACUCACUCUGCCUAUUCUUCUCUGAGAGUUCACCAGCAGCAGCAGCAGCAGCAGUCAGGCAGCGGAAGAUGAUAGAAGUGAAAACUGAUCUGCUGUAGCUUCAGCGAGCUAGCUUCUCUCCUCAACACGGAAUAAAGUUACAGAAAGACUGUCCAGGCAUGGUGUUAAAACAGUCACAUCAGGUAGAAACUGAAAAGCUGCGGGAUGGGAAAUCAAGACCUGGAAGAUGUGUUUGUAGCUGUUAUACGUCCAAAGAACAUAGCCAGCCUCAGCUCUAAAGAAUAUCGAGCUAAAGCAUAUGAGAUCCUGUUGAUUGAAGUUCCUCUGGAGGGCAAAGAGAAGAAGAGGAAGAAAGUUCUUCUAGGAACCAAAAUACAAGCGGACAGUGACAAAACAAAGUCAAUCCUUGAAUAUGUGGACGAAACAACUAAACCCAUAUCUAAUAACCAAGGAAUAAUAGGGAAACGUGUCGUGCACAUGAAGAAAUUUCCUCUGGAUGGGGAAAAUGAGGGAAAGGAAGCCUCUUUAUUUAUUGUGCCAAUUAAUGUUAAAGAUAACAGCAAGCCUGUCUAUCACCCCGGGAGUCCUAGCUUCUACUGUCUUCAAGACAUCAUGCGUGUGUGCAGUGAAACCAGUGCCCAUUUUUCCUCCAUCACCUCAAAGAUGUUGCUCGGCCUUGACAAGUGGUUAGCAGAGCAGCACAGUGUGCCGCAUGCAAUCCCGGCACUCUUCAGACCUGCUCCUAUAGAGCGAGUGAAGACCAACGUCAGCAACCCAGCCUACACCACAGAGAGCAAGCAGAGUGACGGGCUGCUUCACAUGGGCUACACUGCACUGGAGAUCAAGAGCAAAAUGAUGUCUCUGGAGAAGGCUGAUAUGUGCAUUGAGAAUCCGCUCUAUGGAUCAGAUCUGCAGUACACCAACCGGGUGGAUAAGGUCAUCAUUAAUCCGUACUUUGGCUUAGGAGCGCCAGACUAUUCCAAAAUCCAGAUUCCGAAGAGAGAGAAGUGGCAACACAGCAUGACCAGCGUAACAGAGGACAAGGAGCGCCAGUGGGUGGACGACUUCCCCCUGCACCGCAGUGCUUGUGAAGGAGACACAGAGCUCCUGUCCAAAUUGCUGGACAGUGGCUUCUCUGUCAAACAGCUAGACAGUGACCACUGGGCCCCCAUUCAUUAUGCAUGCUGGCAUGGAAAGGUGGAGGCCACAAAGCUUUUGCUGGAGAAAGGGAACUGCAACCCCAACCUGCUGAAUGGACAACUCAGCUCCCCGCUGCACUUUGCAGCUGGUGGGGGACACUCUGAGAUUGUAGAGCUCCUGUUGAAGCAUCCUGAGAUAGACAGGCACAUUGAGGACCAGCAGAAACACUCACCCCUUCAAAUCUGUGAGGAGAACAAACAGAACAACUGGGAGGAGACUGUGAAACUUCUUAAACAAGCCAGUACUCAACCAUAUGAAAAGGUGAGAAUCUACCGUAUGGAUGGUUCGUACCGCUCAGUGGAGCUAAAGCAUGGGAACAACACCACCGUGCAGCAGAUCAUGGAGGGGAUGCGGCUCUCACAGGAAACCCAGCAGUACUUCACCAUCUGGAUCUGCUCUGAGAACCUAAGUCUGCAACUGAAACCCUAUCACAAACCUUUACAACACCUACGCAUCUGGCCUGAGAUUGUCACAGACCUCACUGCGCUGGACCCCCAGAGAGAAAACCCCCAGCUGUUCCUGCGCAGAGACGUCCGCCUGCCUCUAGACAUUGAAAAAAAGGUUGAAGACCCACUGUCAAUCCUCAUUUUGUUUGAUGAAGCACGCCACUUCCUUCUCAAAGGCUUCUUCUCCUCACCAGACAGCAAACUCAUUACUCUAGCCAGCCUUCUCCUGCAGAUCAUCUACGGCAACUACGACAGCAAGAAGCACAAACAAGGCUUUCUAAAUGAGGAAAACCUGAGGUCAAUAGUACCAAUAUCCAAAGUGAAGAGUAAAGCACAUCACUGGACCAAUAGGAUACUUCAUGAGUAUAAGAGUCUGAGCACCAGUGAGGGGGUGAGUAAAGAGAUGCAUCACCUCCAGAGGCUCUUCCUGCAGAACUGCUGGGACAUCCCCACCUAUGGAGCCGCCUUCUUCACUGGUCAGGUUUUUACCAAGGCCAGCUCCAGCACCCACAAAGUCAUCCGUGUCUAUGUUGGGGUCAACACUAAAGGCCUGCACCUCAUGAACAUGGAAACCAAGGUGCUCCACCUCAGUCUUGAAUAUGGAACCUUCAUGUGGCAACUGGGACAGGCUGACCAGUAUGUCCAAAUCCACAGUCUAGAGAACAAGAAGAAUUUCGUAGUGCACACCAAACAGGCAGGUCUUAUUGUAAAGCUACUGAUGAAGCUGAGUGGCCAGAUGACUCCUAACGACAGAGCGGCAUCAGACAAGUACCCGUACGGCUAAUUCCCAGCACUCCCAGCACCGUGAGCUGGCUCAGAACACCUGUGGGAGUGCCGUGAUUUGUUGAGAUGUUUUGCCUUUGAGUUUUUAUUACUUUGACUGAUGAAGAAGUGUUUUUACUGAAGUUUAUUCAGUUUAGCGUAUAAUUAUUAAAGUAAUCUAUUUUCUAAAUAUUUUCAUACUGUACAUGAUAUGCUGUUUGGAAUACGUUUUAUAAUUUCAUAACAGUUCAUCUGAAUUGAUCACCGUUGCUUGUAAAUAUUUAUAUUUAAUGGUUGCAUUUUAAU